CUUUAGUGGACGCGGACAGAGCUCUGACGCAGCGGAUCAGGCAGCGGCGCAGACAGGAGGAUGUUUUUUAGACGAGUGUAUCUUCUGCUUUUCUGCGUGAGCGUCGUUGUUUUUUCCGUCCCCAUCGACAGAAAUGAAAUUCCUCAGGAGCCGAAGGAGGAACCUCAGGAGGAGAACAUGGACACAGGUCUGUACUACGACCGGUACCUGCGGGAGGUGAUCGAGGUCCUGGAGACCGACUCACACUUCAGAGAGAAACUGCAGACGGCAAACACAGAGGACAUCAAGAGCGGGCGUCUGAGUAAAGAGCUGGACCUGGUCGGGCAUCACAUCCGCACGCGCCUCGACGAGCUCAAGCGACAGGAAGUGUCCCGACUACGGAUGCUGCUGAGGGCCAAACUGGACAGCACCAACACUCAGAGUCUUCAGAUGGAUCACGCGUCGCUUCUCAAACAGUUCGAACACUUGGACCCGCACAACCAGAACACGUUUGAGGCCAAAGACCUGGAGCUGCUCAUCUCCACGGCGACUAAAGAUCUGGAGAACUACGACGCCGAGAGACACGAAGAAUUUAAACGCUACGAGAUGUUAAAGGUUCAGAUCUGCAGACGCACACAGACACACAGACACACACACACAGACACACAGACACACACACACAGACAGACACACACACACAGAGGCAGUGUGGAUCAGCUGAGGGAGGUGUGGGAGGAGACGGACGGACUCGACCCCAAAGAGUUUAACCCCAAAACUUUCUUCAAACUCCACGACGCAAAUGAAGACGGCGUUCUGGACGAGCAGGAGCUGGAGGCGCUCUUCACCAAAGAGCUGGAGAAAGUUUACAACCCGAAGAACGAGGAGGACGACAUGAUGGAGAUGGAGGAGGAGCGGCUCCGGAUGAGAGAACACGUCAUGAACAACGUGGACCUGAACAGGGAUCGUGUGGUGAGUCUGGACGAGUUCCUCAAAUCCACCGAGAAGAAAGAAUUCAACAGCCACAAAGAGUGGGAGACUCUGGAGACGAAGCAGGUGUACACGGAGGAGGAGCUUCAGCGUUUCGAGGCGGAGCUUCGGGACAAAGAGGAGGAGCUAAAGCGGCGGGCGACGGCGCUCAACCAGGAACAGGAAGUGCUCCGGGAGCGAGGGAAAGCUCUGGAGGCGCAGAGGAGGGAGUACCAACAGGCCGUGCUGGAGAUGUCCCACAGACAGAAGGGGCAGCAGCCUGAGGACGCAGCGCCACCUGCUGGAAACAACGCAGAACUGCACUUUGAACCAGAGGCUCCGAAACAAGAGAAAGUGGAAAACGGCACAGACAUUUUGGUGGAGCCUCCUCAGAACCUUCCUGUCCACACCUGAUCCAUCCUGCACUUAUCCCCGCCCACUUCACUCAGAAUAUCGUAAACUCCUACACAAAAACGCACCCUACAGAGGACGGACGCAAAAACACACCCUACAGAGGACGGACGCAAAAACACACCCUACAGAGGACGGACGCAAAAACACACCCUACAGAGGACGGACGCAAAAACACACCCUACAGAGGACGACGCAAAAACACACCCUACAGAGGACGGACGCAAAAACACACCCUACAGAGGACGAACGCAAAAAACACACCCUACAGAGGACGGAACGCAAAAACACACCCUACAGAGGACGAACUAAAAAAACACACCCUACAGAGGACGAACGCAAAAACACACCCUACAGAGGACGAACGCAAAAACACACCCUACAGAGGACGAACGUAAAAACACACCCUACAGAGGACGAACGCAAAAAACACACCCUACAGAGGACGAACGCAAAAACACACCCUACAGAGGACGAAAAAACACAC
Messenger RNA from Boleophthalmus pectinirostris (great blue-spotted mudskipper), 1843 nucleotides. It is a transcript of the gene nucb1, whose product is annotated as nucleobindin 1. The transcript has 14 exons. Bases 61 to 1359 code for a protein of 432 amino acids. Gene Ontology annotation, cellular component: endoplasmic reticulum-Golgi intermediate compartment; extracellular exosome. Lineage: Eukaryota; Metazoa; Chordata; Actinopteri; Gobiiformes; Gobiidae. The record is from RefSeq and is a predicted model, not a curated record. Gene Ontology annotation, molecular function: calcium ion binding.